Topomyia yanbarensis is the source of this 2104-nucleotide messenger RNA. RefSeq names its product ribosomal RNA processing protein 1 homolog (gene Nnp-1). Gene Ontology annotation, cellular component: preribosome, small subunit precursor; preribosome, large subunit precursor; nucleus. Gene Ontology annotation, biological process: rRNA processing. The coding region runs from base 55 to 2034 and encodes 659 amino acids. The transcript is spliced from 3 exons. NCBI's taxonomy places the organism in Eukaryota, Metazoa, Arthropoda, Insecta, Diptera, Culicidae. The record is from RefSeq and is a predicted model, not a curated record.
AUUAAUAUUUUAUUUUAUCAGGUCGUUUGUUUUUGUAGAAGUUUUUUGUUUAAGAUGGUGGUCAAAUUAGAUAGGUUGUAUCCACGUGCCGGAGAAAUUUCUACCGGCUUGGUCUCGCACAGUAAUCUGGAUUCGCCGCAAGGGCACCAACUGAAGAAAAUAGAGGAGAAAUCUGUUCUGGUGGCAAGAGAACUAAAAUUUGUUAGAUCACUUGCGGGAAACGAUGCCAAGCUUAGACGAAAGGUCCUUAAGAAUCUUAGAACAUGGCUCACCACUAGGAGCAAGAGUACUUUUGCGUUCACGGAAACGGACUUCCUACGAUUAUGGAAAGGUUUAUUCUACUGUAUGUGGAUGUCGGAUAAACCACUGAUUCAAGAGAAUUUAGCUGAGGAGAUUGCUUCUUUGGUGAAAUGUUUUGAUGAUUUGCGUAUAUCUCUCCAAUAUUUUGGGGCAUUUCUUGAAAUCAUGUGUAUAGAAUGGUUCGGAAUUGAUCAUUGGAGGAUUGACAAAUUUAUGAUGCUUGUUCGUCGGUGCACUCGUCAAAUGCUAAUUCUUAUGCAUGAGGCCCAAUGGCCAAAUCAACACGUUAAGUCUCUAAUGCAACACAUCGAAAAAACUAUUCUUAGUACAGACAGGUGUUCCUUCGGGCUUACUAAGCAUUUUAACGAAUUAUUUUUGGAAGAAAUUGCUAAGGUCAGUGAAGGUGAUGUAAACGCGGAAACUAUUCAUACUAUCGUGCAGACAUAUGCCAUACGGCUGCUUGGAACAAAUGAUAGGCGAUUGAUUAAACACAUAACAUCGAGCAUAUUUCAUAGUUUAUUAUAUCAAUCGGAGCUUGGACAAAAUUACCAGGAGAAGUUUGAUCUAUGGAAGAAAAAUAAUUUUGUCACUGGUAACAUUGAUGAUGUUGAUUUUGAAGUUCAAUAUGAAGGAAGUGAAAAUGAACAAGAAAACGGCGAUAAUAGCCAAAAUGAACGUGUGUAUGAUCCUCGUGCCGGUCAAGUCGAUGUCAUCAUACAGGCAAUUAAGUUUGAUCCUCUGAAAAUAGUUGACAUUUUUGAAAGUAAUCGAUUCAAAUCGUUUGUUACGUCGAAAGGCAAAAAACAAAUGAAAAUGCUCGUGAAGCAGUACAAAACAUUUGCAAGCGGGUUAUUUCCGCUUGGUAUCCAAUCAGUCGAAAGUAUAUCUAAAAACGAUUAUGAUGUAGAUAUAGACCAGCAAGUUGAAGAGCUGGACAACUAUCAGAAGAAGUUAUUCGGAGAGGAUGCAGUCAAGAAAAAGAAUAAAAAAAAGGUGAAACAGAUAAAAUUGAAUGAUUCCGUUGUUCGCAAAGGUUUAAAAGAUGGGGCUCAUUUGAAAUCUGAAGCCACUACAACUAAAAAAAAGAAAAAGUUGUCCAAGUCUCAACUGAAAGACGCAAAAUUGAAAAAAUUGAAGCUUAGAAGGGAGGAAAAGAUCGAAGCAAUCAAAGAAAAAAAGUCUGAAUCUAAGCAGAAAUUGGAUGUUAUAACAUCCGAACUAAAGGUGAAAGACUCAAAUGUACCUACGAAAAGCUUCGUGAAAACAGAACAACUUCCAACUAAAACAGAAGGAACGUUUGACGUCAAGGAUGAAUGGUCUGAGUCUAUUAAAGAUGGUGAACUAGAAUUUUUUCUACCAUCGCGGAAAACUAAACUAGCAGAAAUUAAGAGGCAAGAUGAGAAAGAAGGAUGGUGCUCUUCACACAGUAAACCAAUCAUGGUAAAAAAUCCGUUUGCAACACCCAAAAGUUCGAUGAAAUCUUUAAAGCGCUCCUUUGAAACAUCAGCCCCGAACGACUCACCAGGGGCUAAAAAACGGGUUAAAAUUGCUUUAAAUAAAAAUGUCUCCCAGGACUUGUGUCAACACAUUCAGCAAGUUAAAAGUUCUCCCCAGUUGCCGUUUGAUUCUACCAAAAAACCUUCAAAAGGUGCUUUGAAGCCAAAUUUAAUUCCCAGCCCUAUAAAUCCGUUUUAUCGCAAAAAGAUUGGUCUCAAUCUUAAGAAAGGAUUGUAGCAUAACGGAGUCACUUUGUAAAAUUUAUGCGCAAGGCAACAUUAAUAUUGAAUAAAGUGUAUUAAAUGUA